Messenger RNA from Suillus paluster, 2194 nucleotides. RefSeq names its product major facilitator superfamily domain-containing protein. The record is from RefSeq and is a predicted model, not a curated record. Gene Ontology annotation, cellular component: membrane. The coding region runs from base 200 to 1951 and encodes 583 amino acids. NCBI's taxonomy places the organism in Eukaryota, Fungi, Basidiomycota, Agaricomycetes, Boletales, Suillaceae. Gene Ontology annotation, biological process: transmembrane transport. The transcript is spliced from 10 exons. Gene Ontology annotation, molecular function: transmembrane transporter activity.
CCAUAUGUGAUUUCCUUCCAUCGAAGCAAUGCGGUUUCUACAGAUCACCAAACAAAUGAGGGAUAAUUUGAACUUAGCUCCCUUGAGUCGAAUUCCACCGAUGUCUCGAAGGGACGAUGCUUUAACAAGUUAUUCGGGAAUGACUCAUCUAGAAUCACUGCACAUAUUCGAGAUCUUUCUCUGACAUCGAAAAUGCGUCAUGUAUUUGAUUCAAGUUGGUCAAGAAGAUACCUCUUAUAAUGUCGACCCAUCCAUCCAUUUUGACAGAUCGUUCCCAACCACCCCUUCACCAGCUGGUGCGCUCCCGAACUGCCUGACUGCAAUACUCUGUUUGCAGCUUUCGGGUGCGAUGUUGCCACUUCCGCCCCUCUCACCGGCUGAAACACUGGUUGAUUAUGAACCCAAAAAACUUUCUUAUACUCGCAGGCAUGUUCUACUAGUUAUGUUCUGUCUUGCUCAGUUUUUGGACGCCUUCAACAACUCAGCUCUCUUUUCUGCGAUCCCUGCACUCGAGGUAUCCAUGGGUAUGACUGAAAGUCAAUCCACUUGGAUCAUCAGUGCAUUCCAGUUAACUUUUGCAUCCUUCCUGCUUAUCAGUGGCCGUAUCAGUGACGUAUACAAUCCAAAAACUGCCUUCAUUGGAGGAGUAUCUGGUCUUGGUGUCAUCUCGCUGAGCGCGGGAUUUGUUGAUAACACCAUUCCGAUCAUCAUUCUCAGAGCAUUGAGCGGAAUAGCUUCUGCAAUGACAAUCCCCUCCGCCUUAACACUCCUGGUCAAAAUAUUUCCCGAUCCACUUGAACAGGCUCGGGCAAUAGGCUUGUUUGGAGGCUGUGGUUGCGUUGCUAAUGUUCUCGGUCUUCUGAUCGGUGCAAUGUUCGUCGAAUGGGCGUCUUACCAUUGGGUGUUCUGGUUUGUGGCCUUUGUGGCUGUACCAGUAGCUCUGGCAUGCGUCUUCAUCAUACCGCCACAAAUUGCAGAGACUACAGACAAUCUUGAGCAUGCAGAAGCGAAAUGGAAAUGUCUUGAUUUAGUCGGCGUAAGCAUUCUGACCGUUGCCUUAAUCUUAUUCAUCUUCGCUGUGACAUCCGGCUCCACUGAUGGUUGGGCAUCCGCAAUUGUGUUGGUCCCGCUCAUUAUAUCACUUUCAAUGGUGGUUGGUUUUUUCUACUGGGAAACACUCAUGCCGGUGGAAAAAGCUGCAAUACCACCCCGGACAUGGUUUUACCAUAACUUCUCCAUUCUAUUCGCCGUCGCAAUCAUGCCAUACCUUUGGUGGAGCACGGUGUUCACAAUUUUUACCACCUUGUGGCAAAAUGUGUUUGAGUGGUCGGUAAUAUCGUCGGCCGUACACAUGUUCCCGAUCGGUAUCGUAGCCUUCGCUAUGAGCUUCACCGGAUCACUUUCUCGCAUCUUCAGUCCGAAAUGGAUUAUUCUCACUGGUCUGUCCUUGUGCAUGGUCGCGACCAUAUUACUAGCACUCGGUGGGGGAAAGCCCCAGGAUUAUUGGCCAUAUAUCUUCCCAGCUUUUUCUCUAGGAAGUGCAGGGGUAAUGCUGACUUAUACACAUACGAACAUUGCUAUUUUUCAAGCCGCACCUUCAUCCAUGGCCGGCACAGUUGGUGCUAUAUUUAACGGCGCGCUUCAAUUUGGGUCAGCAAUUGGCCUCGCUGCUGUCAGCUCAAUAGAGACAUCUGUGGAGGCCACCCAUGGGGGUUCACACGAGUACGGUGGACGCGCCGCGACGUUUUGGUUCCUCGUUGGAGUUACCGCUCUUCAAAUCAUUUCAGUAUCAAUCUUUUACGACCGUAGUACUGACCACGUACCACAACCCAAACACAGUACCAUACAUCCUGCUCAACACAGCACGCACUUUGACGAAAAGCUUAACGAUGCGAAGGUGACCAACACGGUAGUAAACGAAAAAGCUGACCUGGCGGAUUUGCCGGUGUAGUUUAUAUUUCUUUUGAUUACUUGCCUCUUUGACUUGCCUUUGACGACCGCUUCUUUUCACGACUUAUUUCUUUCACUACUAUUUAUUUUCACGACUUGCAAGGAGAUUUGUUUUCCAUUUCGUUCUUUGGGUUUUGGGUUACGAAUAGAGGGCCGAGGCAGAACAAACUCAUCUUUUCUUUCUGGCAUACUACUACCUAUCUGGCCAUGGCUGGGCCAACCAUAUUGCAUAUAUGAAAUGUUC